AUGAGAAACCUUCGGAUAUUGAAUAAAGGAUUGUUGCAACCAGAAUCUAGGACAUAUCCAGAUCUUCCUAUUGUUACUGCAACUUUUGACGUUAUCACAGAUAGUGUGACAGUUGUACUUGGAUGUGGAGAUUCGGAAAUUGUUGAAGUUCAGCAGUAUGUUAAAGAUGGCACAAUUAGACUUUUAGCCUCCUUCCCUGUUAAAUCUGGUGAUACACUUACGUCAUUUGCGCAUUUCUCAGACUUGACCGAACUCAUAUUUGUUUUUGAAUCUGGAGAUAUAAUCACUGCAAACUAUGCAGAUAAUAUCAAUGGUAAUGAUAUAGAUCAUACUAUUGUUGAGGUGGUUGGAUCUAUUGACGUCGGUAUUAUAUGUUCUGCCUGGUCCCCUGAUGAAGAGACACUGGCAUUGCUUACAAAGGAACGUAAUGUGGUUCUCCUUUCACGAACCUUCGACCCAAUAGCUGAAAUUAAGCAAGAUUCUGAUGACUUGGAGAUGACAACACAAGUUUCUCUUGGCUGGGGUAAAAAAGAAACACAGUUUAGAGGUGCGGGGGCAAGAAAGUCUGAGGCAAGACAAAGAUUAGCCUUGAAGCAUGCUGGUUUGAAUAUAGAUAGUGAUACAGCUGUGUUACAUGAUCCCACUGUCAAAGAGAUGGAGUAUGGUAUCAUGACUGAACAUGAUCAUCCGGAUUCUGCAAGCAUUUCUUGGAGGGGCGACUGCAAGUAUUUUGGUGUAAAUGAUGUGGACAUAUCUCCAAAAGAAGAUCAUACAAGGCGUCGUGUUGUUCGUGUUUAUACAAGAGAUGGCAAGCUUGUAUCAUCCUCAGAGCCCAUUGAUGGUUUGGAAGGUGAUAAUCUUUCUUGGAAACCACAAGGUGCCAAUUUAGCCUGUACACAGCGGGUGAAAGAAGCCGAUCCAGAUGAUGGUUCUAUUCAUGAGCAUUUGAACGUUGUCUUCUUGGAGAAGAAUGGUCUAAGGCAUGGAGAAUUUGAUACAAGAAUCCCAGAAGGGCAAGUUAUCAAUCAAAUAGUAUGGUCAUCCGGAAGUGAGGCUCUUGCUUUAAGGUAUGAUGAUAGAGUUCAAAUAUGGACCACCAAGAACUAUCACUGGUAUCUAAAGCAGGAAAUUUUUCCAGCGGACAGUCAUGUCCAGUCAUCUGUUUCUUUUGUCAAGUUCCAUCCAGAAAAGCCCUUCAGAUUAAUGGUUGGCACACAGACUGGUGUCACAAUUAUUGAUAUGGACUACUGUCUUACAAAUGGACCGACAGCAGCUCCUUAUGAUAUUGGUAUGAUGCUUGUCGCUGAUGGAACCACAUGCAUGAUGACACCUUUGGCAAAAGCGCACGUUCCACCUCCAAUCAGUUUCAGAGAGGUUGAGGUUGGUGAGCCAAUUAUUGAUAUGGCUGCUUCCCAAUCCAACGAAAACAUUGCUAUUGUUACAAACGAAAAUUUGUACAUUGCACAUGUUUCAUUCGCUGGUAAAGUUGUGUCUUCUAUAGAAAUAGUCAGCCAUGUUUCCAAGGAUCUAUUUUGUAUCAAAGGUCAGCCUCGCCAGAUCUGUUUUUCUGGGAAUGAUAAGGUUUGCGUGGUUUGUGACACAUUUGCCCCAUCUAGCUGUGAGCUCUCUGAAUUUGAUAUUUCGUCCUUAAAAGAGCCAAAAUUAAUGACAACUACACCAACGAGUAUCUCUGUUGUUUGUCUCAAGUCUGACUCAAUAUUUAAGAACUUUUCUUAUGAAACCGUGGAUGGAAGUGUCUAUUUAGGUGAAGGUCCAAAGUUUAUUGGAAAGUUUCCACAUUUUUGUUCCAACUAUGAGGUCUGUGAGAUAGAAAAGGAUGGUGAGUCCAACUACGUCUGUUUUGGAAUUACGACAAAUGGUAAAUUGUUUAUCGGACAAAGAUUGUUAUGCUCAGGAGCAACAUCGAUUUUACUAUCGGAUAAGUAUUUGCUGUAUACCACAGCACAACAUGAACUUAAAUUUAUGCAUCUUGAAAAUAACGACUCCUUGUUGGACGACACAAAACCAUUUGAAUUGCCAGUUGACAUUCAAUCUUUCGACCAGCAGCAGGAAAAUAAUAAUAGUGUGUAUGGAUCUGAGCAAGAACAAAUGCAAUAUCAACAGCAGAAUCAGGUAUAUGAUGAGAGGGCCAGAAUGAUUGAAAGGGGUUCCUGGCUUAUUUCAGCGAUUCCAUCACAAUCAUCUGUGACAUUGCAAGCUCCAAGGGGUAAUAUUGAAACUAUAUUUCCUCGUAUUAUGGUUCUCAGUGAGGUCCGGAGUGCAAUAAAGAAACGCAAAUACCGUAAAGCAUUCACUAUUUGCAGAACGCACCGUAUAUCAUUGGAUAUUUUACAUGAUUACGAUUCCGAGCUAUUUUUCAAGAAUGUUGAGCAUUUUGUUAACGAAUUGGGCUCCGUGGAAUAUCUAGAUUUAUUCCUUUCUUGUCUUUCCGAAGAGAAUGUGUCCGAAACGAAGUACAAGCAGACAAGCGCUGAGGAUGCGGAAGCAAAGUCCAAAGUGAACACUGAGUUUGGUUCUGAAUUAGCAAGUUUAAGCAUCGAUGAUCGGCAAUCUAGCUGUAAAAAUGGAUUCGCUUUGAAAGGGCCAGAAAAAGUCAGAACUAUUUGCGAUUCUGUUGCCAAGGUAUUAGCAAGGCCAAAAUACAGGGCUAAAUAUAUCCAAUCCAUUAUUACGGCAUGCGCAUGCCAGAAUCCACCUAAAUCGAAGGAAGCUUUACAGUUAAUAAGUGCUAUAGAAAACGAGUCCGAAAAAGAGCGCUGUGUUCAGCACUUAUGCUUUUUGUUGGAUGUAAACAAGCUUUAUGAUACUGCCCUAAGCAUUUAUGAUAUUCCAUUGGCAUUAGUUCUAGCCCAACAGUCGCAAAAGGAUCCAAAGGAGUACUUGCCAUUCUUACAAGAUCUUUAUAAGCAGGAGCCUAACAGAAAGAAAUUCAUGGUCGAUACCUAUUUGAAAAAGUUUGAUAAGGCAUUAGAGUGGUUGAUUGAAGAUCAAAAAGUCAAAAGCAGUGAUUCUUUAGACAAGGAGAUUUCAGAGUACAUCUUAGAUCAUAUGCUCUACAAGCACGCGCUUAAGUUGUAUAGGUAUGAUAGUAAGAGGUUUGAUAAUGUUUUGGAGUCUUACGCAAAUUAUCUUCAUUCCUCUGAAAAAUAUUCGGAGGCUGCCUUGGCUUUCGACAAGCUGGGAAAUUACGAAUAUGCAUUGGAUGACUACAUUUCUGCUGAUAACUGGAAGGAAGCUCUUUCUAUAGCCGUUCGGCCAGAAUUCAAGGAUCGACUUGAAGAUAUUUCGGAGCAACUUGUGGAAAAUUUGAAGAAUAUUCACAAAUAUUCUGCUGCGGCCUACAUUGAAAAUAAGUAUCUUGGAGAUUUAAAAGAAGCACUGCAUCUUUAUUGCAAGGAUUGUGACUUUGAAGAAGCCAUUCUUAUGUGCUUUGAUCAUGGUAGUAAUAGUGAGGAGGAAGCUGAAAAACUCCUCAAGCAAAUAGUUGAUCCAGCCUUGGGUGAACAGUUUGGAAUUAUAGCAGAGCUUCUUGCCGAAUGCAGCUCUCAGUCUAAGGCCCAGUUGAAGAGAUUAAGGGAACUUAGACAGAAGAAGCAAUUGAAUCCAUUUGCAUUUUAUAAUGGAAAUGCCGAAAACGCUGAAAAUGCCGAUAAUGUAUCCAUCGCUCCCACUGAAUCAACGUUAAGAUCUUCGAUUUUCACCAGAUACACCGGAAAAUCAUCAAGCACGGCAAAAACGGGUUCUUCUCGACGGACAGCAAAGAAUAGGAGACGUGAGGAAAGGAAGAGAGCUCGUGGUAAGAAGGGUACGAUAUAUGAAGAGGAAUAUUUGAUCAGGUCAACUGGAAGGUUAGUCGACAGAUUGAAUCUUACUGUGUCAGACGCAGAAAAGCUUGUUGAGGGUCUAGUAAGACGUGGAAUGAUGGAGCAGGCUCAUAAAAUACAAGCUGAUUUCAUCGAACUACAAGAGUUUAUAGAGAAUCAUAUGAAGGAGAUUUACACCAUGAGUGAUAAGGAUAGAGAGAGAAUAGAUGAUCGGGGAAUCGUUUACAUGAUUCCGGAAAUUCCGGCUCCAUCAAUGAAAAAGUUCACCAGUCGCGAAAUUCUUGAGUAUUGA
Molecule: messenger RNA, 4137 nt
Organism: Brettanomyces bruxellensis
Lineage: Eukaryota; Fungi; Ascomycota; Pichiomycetes; Pichiales; Pichiaceae
Exons: 1
Coding region: 1-4137 (1378 amino acids)
Biological process (GO): tRNA wobble base 5-methoxycarbonylmethyl-2-thiouridinylation
Cellular component (GO): elongator holoenzyme complex; cytosol
Molecular function (GO): protein binding; tRNA binding
Source: RefSeq, a predicted model, not a curated record